Molecule: messenger RNA, 2558 nt
Organism: Megalops cyprinoides (Indo-Pacific tarpon)
Lineage: Eukaryota; Metazoa; Chordata; Actinopteri; Elopiformes; Megalopidae
Gene: tmem183a
Product: transmembrane protein 183A
Exons: 8
Coding region: 137-1222 (361 amino acids)
Biological process (GO): regulation of protein stability
Cellular component (GO): SCF ubiquitin ligase complex
Molecular function (GO): protein binding
Source: RefSeq, a predicted model, not a curated record
UCCAUGAUGGCUGAAGAUCCUGGAGGUGCUUAUUUCAAUCUCUCCUUUAUUUUCCGUUUCUUCUCGUCUCUGCUUGUCUUUGAGACAUGGCAGGAGCCACAGCCACGUUAAGCGGCCAUAGACCCCCGUUGCCGCCAUGCCCAAGAAAGGGAACCGAAAACGGCUGAAAUUCCGGGCCGAGGAUGUUUGCUCGGAGUCAGUUACCGUGGCUGACUAUGCCAAUGCAGAUCCGGCCAUUGUGAAGUCUGGGAGGGUGAAAAAAGCUGUGGUGAACGCAAUUGAAAAAGAAGUGAAAUUGCUCCGUGGCCUGGAGGCCUCCCAGGGCCCAGUACAAGAGGUGCUGUCAUCCGUGGUGAGUGUCAGCGGAGAGGGCUGCGACAGCAGCGACGAGCUGGACCCCGAAGACGCGGCCAGCGGGAUCAAGGGGUCGCGCAAAAAGAAGAACAAGAGACGUAAAGAAAACAGUGAGUGCAGUGAUGGAGAGGAGUAUCCCAUUGAUAUCUGGCUGGUGCUUGCCUCCUACAUCCGCCCUGAAGACAUCUGUAGAUUUGCUUUGAUCUGCAAGAAUGCGUGGACUGUCACAUGCACUGCAGCAUUUUGGACCAGAUUGUAUCGGAGACACUAUAAUCUGGACGUGGACCUGCCCUUACGCCUGCAGCCGGACUCCAUUGGGAAGAUGCGUUGCCUCCGUGCCUGUGUGAUUCGCUCCCUGUUCCACUUGUACGAGCCUUUCAGCGCUCGCGUUUCCAAAACCCCCGCCCUCCCUGAGUCCACGCCUACCUCUCUUGUAAAUUCCAAGUGUUUGCUCUUCUGGGUCAACAAGGUCAUUGGAAAUCGACCGGAACCAAUGUGGGAAUUCAACUUCAAAUUUGUGAAACAGCCUCCCAAGUUUAAAAAUGGCAGUAGUAGAGGACUCCAGCUGCCUGUUGAGUAUACAGAGGUCCACACCAAUCCCGACUCAGACUGCUAUCUUCUGCAAGUCACCACACUCAACUUCAUUUUCACCUCUGUUGUGAUGGGAAUGACAUUAACCCUGUUCACCAUCAAUGUGAGCACGGACAUGCGGCACCACCGCGUGCGGCUGGUGUUCCAGGACGCGCCCGUCCUGCGAGGGAAGAAGCCGCGAAGCGACCAGGGGACCCAGGUGGUGCUGGACCCCGUCCACAGCGUGCGCCUCAUAGACUGGUGGCAUCCACAGUACCCCACCUCUGCCAACACCUAGGAUUCAUCCCUCUGCUGCUCCCAGCCCAAAUUCAGAAUUCCAACCACAACAAUCCAGAUAGCACAUUUAUUACAGGGUACCGAGAUGCCUAGCAAAGAGGAUGUGUCUACUGCCAGUAUUGAUAGAUUUAACGGAGCACUGCGCUCUAGCUGUAGGCACUGUUGGAGGUGCCCCACCUCUCUUUCAGUGUAAUUCGCAGCUGUUUCAGCUGGGUAGUUACUGAGUUGGCACCACACAUGUUGAUGCCCUAAUCUGAAAUCCCCUUUUUCUUUUUUUCCUCUGUUGCACCAAAACUGAAGUUUUGUUUCAAACCUCAUAAAAGCAGGAACAUGGUCUGUUUUGUUAAUUCAAAUGAGUAGAGUGAAUUUUGAGUUUGAGAAGGCUUUAAGAAAGACUUGCCCAAUAUGCUUUGUGAGGCACGAAACCCACACAAAUGUCAUAGUUUGUAUAUGGAAACAUGAAUAUGGAAUUAUAGUAUGACUGAGGGACCAAACAGCUUGUGAAUUUCUUAUCUAGCUAGGUUUAUUCACAUGCAGUUGUCUAGUUUUAAACUCUUAUUUAGGGGAACAGCUCUCACCUGUUAUUCCUUUUGUUUACCAUAGGAAUCAAACUUCAGUAGUAGUAAGUCUUGACUGCAUAGUUUGAACAGCCAUUAAGUCAGUUACUGAUGAAAAUAAGAUUGGGGUUUUGGUUGAUGUCAUUUGCUCAAAAGAUCAAAUCAUAGCACAAAGUAAAUCAAGCAUCCAUGUCUGUUAGUAGAAACACAUCAAUCGUGCAUGCUUAGUGAAAAAUUUUUGAUGAUGGCACACUCGUAACCAUUUUGUUAUUUGGAUAUGCCAGAACCGGAGGUUAUAUUCAGUCUUUCUUUUUCUGUCGUGUAUUGCCUGAACCAUGCAUACUGUCCCCCUAAAACUCGUAUUCAUGUGGCCUCCAUGCCCCUCUUUAGUAAAAUGAUUUUUAAUCUUAUUUUUAUAAAGAAAGAAUGUUGAAAGGGGCAGGAUUGAGAGUGAAGUUCACAGAUGUGGCUAGUGAAAGGAAUGGGGGCUUGCUCAGCUUGAGGUAUAGGAAAUAGUCCUCUUUUCAUAGGCCUUUGUUUCAAGGCAGGAUCCAGCCCUGUUCUCACAUUUUCAUACUAAUAUUUGUAAAUAUCUACCCAAACCUUAAUGAACAUGGGCAGUAGCCUGAGCCAAAAGCCUGUGGAAACUACAUUAUUCAAAGAGUGUUUUUUUUCCUCCUAGAACUUGUUUACAUUGUAUGUAUGUGCGUACUGAUGUGGCUCUUUGAAAAACAGGAGUGUCAUGCACUGAAAUGUCAAAUAAAGGUGGAAAAGUCUGAC